Molecule: messenger RNA, 303 nt
Organism: Penicillium cataractarum
Lineage: Eukaryota; Fungi; Ascomycota; Eurotiomycetes; Eurotiales; Aspergillaceae
Exons: 2
Coding region: 1-303 (100 amino acids)
Source: RefSeq, a predicted model, not a curated record
AUGUUUAUUACAGCUAUGUCUACUCUCCUGUUUGAUUUGCACGAAUAUCUAGGCGAGGGCUGCGAGCUGGGAGCUGGCUCAGUCUCAGCUGCGUGUGAUAUCCCGCAUACCAUCUCCAAGUUUCAAACUUGUCACUCAUCCAUAAAAUACGAGAAGCUGGGGCAAGGUUCCGCCACUGAUCGGCGCGCCCACGCCGUUGAUCAGCGUGUGGCAGGUGGAUGUUUUGAGCCGCAACCUCAAGACAAGCUGUGCCCUGGAUUGACUGUGACUGCCAAGUUUGGCCAGAGCAAGAAGGACAUCUGA